Olea europaea var. sylvestris is the source of this 1254-nucleotide messenger RNA. RefSeq lists its product as uncharacterized. The transcript has a single exon. The record is from RefSeq and is a predicted model, not a curated record. Gene Ontology annotation, molecular function: RNA-DNA hybrid ribonuclease activity; nucleic acid binding. Bases 1 to 1254 code for a protein of 417 amino acids. Lineage: Eukaryota; Viridiplantae; Streptophyta; Magnoliopsida; Lamiales; Oleaceae.
AUGAAGUAUUCACCUAUUGAAAAAAUGUGCCUCGCGUUAAUCUUCGCAGCAAAAAAGUUGAGGUAUUAUAUGCUAUCACAUACAAUCAAUCUUGUUUCAAAGAUUGAUCCAUUGAAGUACAUAAUGUCCAGACCAAUUCUUUCUGGAAGGAUUGGAAAAUGGGCAUUACUAUUGUCUGAGUUCGACAUCAAAUUCAUUCCACAAAAGGCCAUUAAAGGACAAGCUUUGGCGGAUUUCCUUGCUGACCACCCAAUUCCAACAGAAUGGGAACUUCAAGAAGACCUUCCCGAUGAAGAAGUUCUAUUCACCGAAAUCAUACCAUCAUGGAGGCUAUACUUCGACGGGGCAGCUCGAAGUUAUGGUGCCGGAGCAGGAGUGGUCUUCAUCACUCCUCAUGAUCUUGUCAUGCCCUACUCAUUUGCCUUAACAGAGAAAUGUUCGAAUAAUGUGGCAGAAUAUCAAGCUCUUAUCAUCAGCUUAGAAACAGCUUUAGAUAUGGAUAUUCACCAGCUGGAAGUCUUUGGAGACUCUAAAUUGAUAAUCAACCAACUUUUAGCUGAAUAUGAAGUCUGUAAUUCAGACUUGAAGCCAUAUCAUGAACAUGCAGCAAUGCUUAUGAGACGAUUUGAUUCGAUAAAAAUCAAAUUCGUCCCGAGGAGUGAAAAUAAGGAAGCUGAUGCCUUAGCUAAUUUGGCUGCUAUUUUAGCUAGAUCAGAUGAAGACUUUUCCCACUCCAUAUCAAUUGCUCAAAGAUGGGUGCUUCCGUCAUUGCUACCCAGUAAUUUAGAAGAAAACAAUAGUGUCGAAGUAAUCGAAGAUGAGGAAAGAGAAGAUUGGAGACAGCCAAUAAUCGAUUUCCUUCAACAUCAAAAGCUACCAGAUAAUCCAAGGCGAAAAACAGAAAUCAAGAGGCGUGCCUCUCGCUUUAUCUUUUAUAAGGGAACACUUUAUCGACGAUCAUUUGACGGAGUUUUCCUUCGAUGCCUAAGUAAUGAUGAAGCAACGCAGGUCGUGAAAGAAGCCCACUCUGGAAUUUGUGGUGCCCACCAGUCUGGACCUAAACUCUAUUUUCGAAUAAAGAGGAUGGGAUAUUACUGGCCAACUAUGGUACAAGACUCCAUGGAUUAUGCAAGAAAAUGUGAAGCUUUCCAAAUCCAUGCAAAUUUCAUCCAUCAACCUCCAGAACCAUUACAUCCGACAAUAGCUUCAUGGCCGUUUGAUGCAUGGGGUCUUGAUGUCAUUGGGCCUAUAUAA